CAUGGUGGCUAUAACAGUAGGCGGUUUCCUGCAGCUUCACCGUUAGAAAGGACAGUUUUCGCAGCUGGCAAUACCGGAGGAAGUCUAGCAGACCUAUUGCAAGUGAGCGAUUUUGACGGAGAAGGCAGCUCGAACAUGGAGAGUGCGCUGCACCAGCGGGAUCAUAUCGGAGUCCAGGACGCCGUUCUGCUGGAGAACUACGAGAGCGAGGAUGCCUUUCUGGAGAACCUGCAGAAGCGGUUCCGGGCGAACCUCAUCUAUACCUACAUAGGGACGGUGGUGGUUUCAGUCAACCCCUACAAGCAGGUCGGUAUCUACGACAAGACCACGAUGGAGACCUACCGCGGAAUCAACUUCUACGAAGAGCCUCCGCACAUCUAUGCCAUAGCAGACACUGCGUACCGUUCCAUGAUGAACGAAGGUCGGGAUCAGUGUGUCCUCAUUUCUGGAGAGAGUGGCUCUGGGAAAACUGAGGCAUCAAAGUACCUGCUACAGUACUUGGCCCAGUGCAUCGGUCACGCCGGUAAAGUGGAUGUGGUGAAGGACAGACUCAUUCAGUCCAACCCUGUCCUAGAGGUAUAUAUAUACAAUAAUAAUAAUUAUACAUCUAUUCAGUGAAUGUUCCAUUAGACUUUACUAUGUAUUGUGUAGUUGACCCUCGGCGCAUGCGCAGUGCGCCAAGGGUUUGCACUUCAUUUAGCUACCCUGGUA
This is a messenger RNA of Geodia barretti, 711 nucleotides long. Lineage: Eukaryota; Metazoa; Porifera; Demospongiae; Tetractinellida; Geodiidae. The record is from the annotation of a GenBank genome assembly.